This is a messenger RNA of Culicoides brevitarsis, 2130 nucleotides long. RefSeq names its product protein O-mannosyl-transferase 2 (gene twisted). Lineage: Eukaryota; Metazoa; Arthropoda; Insecta; Diptera; Ceratopogonidae. Gene Ontology annotation, biological process: protein O-linked glycosylation via mannose. Gene Ontology annotation, cellular component: membrane; endoplasmic reticulum. The coding region runs from base 19 to 2130 and encodes 703 amino acids. The record is from RefSeq and is a predicted model, not a curated record. Gene Ontology annotation, molecular function: dolichyl-phosphate-mannose-protein mannosyltransferase activity. The transcript has 9 exons.
AGUGAAAAAUACGCUAAAAUGGCAAAACCACCGGCAACAGGCACAAAAUCAUCAAAAAAAUCGGAAAAAUCAUCGGAAGAAUCGUCGUAUCGCUGGCUUGUGUUUAGCAUCGUGCUUGCAUUGACAAUUGCAACGAGAUUUUACAAAGUUACGGAACCCGAUCAUGUUUGUUGGGAUGAAACUCACUUUGGAAAAAUGGGCAGUUGGUACAUAAAUCGGACAUUUUUCUUCGAUGUUCAUCCGCCACUGGGAAAAAUGUUGAUUGGACUGUCGGGAUUGUUGACUGGAUACAAUGGAACUUAUCCGUUCGAGAAGCCGGGUGAUAAAUAUAAUGGCACGAAGUACGAAGGAAUGCGAAUCUUCUGCACAACUUUGGGUGCUUUGAUCAUUCCCAUGUCCUACGACAUUGUUUAUGAUUUGACACGGUCCGUUCAAGCUGCCGUAAUUGCUUCUUCGUACAUUUUGUUUGAUGUCGGCAUGCUAACUUUAAAUCAAUACAUUUUGCUGGAUCCCUUGCUUUUGUUUUUCAUGACGGCAUCAACGCUGGGCAUGGUGAAGGUAACGAAGCACACGGAAAACGGGAACUCGUUCACGGUCAAAUGGUGGCUGUGGCUCGUGUUCACCGGAACAAUGCUGGCAAGCACAAUUAGUGUCAAAUUUGUGGGACUUUUUGUGGUGCUGCUUGUCGGCUUGCACACCAUUAACGACUUGUGGAACGUUUUGAGUGACCUGAGUUUGCCCGUCAUGCAUACCGUGAAGCAACUUAUUGCGCGCGCCAUCACCUUGAUUCUUUGGCCGAUUUUUCUGUAUUUGCUCUUUUUCUACAUCCAUUUGGCAGUGCUGAAUCGCAGUGGGAACGGCGACGGAUUUUAUAGUUCGGCGUUUCAGUCGCAGCUGAUCGGAAAUUCGCUUCAUAAUGCCAGCAUGCCGCGCAAAAUGGCCUAUGGGGCGGUGGUGACGAUAAAAAAUCACAAAACGGGCGGCGGGUAUUUGCAUUCGCAUUUUCACUUGUACCCGAAAGGUGUGGGUGCCAGGCAACAACAAAUCACCACGUAUACGCACAAGGACGACAAUAAUAGAUGGCUUGUUAAGCCCUACAAUAAGGAUCCCGCUCAAGACACUGUGCAAAUAGUAAAGCAUGGUGAUUUAAUUCGCUUGGAACAUGUCCAAACACGUAGAAAUUUGCAUGCACAUAGGGAAGUGGCACCAUUAACCAAAAAACAUUUUCAAGUUACCGGAUAUGGUGAGAACGGCACCGGUGACGCAAACGAUAUUUGGAAAAUAAUGCUGGCGAACGGCAAGGAUGGCGACGAAGUUGAAACAGUCACGAGUAAAUUUACAUUAGUGCAUUACUUGCAAAGUUGCGCGUUGGUAGCGAGCGGUAAACAAUUACCAAAAUGGGGAUUUGAACAACAGGAGGUGUCGUGCAACCCAAAUAUACGUGACAAAAAUGCAUAUUGGAACAUCGAGGAUAACAUUUUCGAGAAACUUCCCAAUGUCAGUUUUCAACUUUAUGCUCCCGGAUUCUUCUCUCGUUUCCUGGAAUCGCAUGCCGUGAUGUUCCAAGGAAAUGCAGGUUUGAAGCCGAAAGAGGGGGAAGUGACUAGUAGACCAUGGCAGUGGCCUAUUAACUAUCGAGGUCAAUUUUUCUCCGGAAACUCCUACCGCGUUUAUUUACUCGGCAAUCCGAUCAUCUGGUGGAGCAAUUUAGUCUUCCUCGGACUAUUUCUCAUCACUUUCUUGAUUCAGGCAAUCCGAAUUCAACGAGGAUACAUUGAUCAAAGUGACAGUCGCACGAAUUGGAGAUCGAUUAAUGCUGGCGCUUGGCUUUUUGCGGGAUGGUUGUUGCAUUAUUUGCCGUUUUGGGCCAUGGGACGCGUACUUUACUUCCAUCAUUACUUCCCGGCAUUGAUUUACAACUCCAUGCUUACCGGUAUCAUGUUUGACUAUAUAAUGAAACGCUUACCAUUUGCUUGGUUAAAACACGUUUUGCUGGGAGCAACAAUUUCCAUCCUUGUGUACAGCUUUAAAUUAUUCUCACCACUGGCAUACGGAAUGCACGAUGGCCCCGCUACCGAACCGAAUUCAACGAUGCACUCGUUACUCUGGAUGAAAACAUGGGAAUUUUGA